This is a messenger RNA of Pelagomonas calceolata, 1232 nucleotides long. Lineage: Eukaryota; Pelagophyceae; Pelagomonadales; Pelagomonadaceae. The record is from the annotation of a GenBank genome assembly.
CGCCAGGCUUGUCCGCAUAGCAGGCGGCAAACAGCGACGCUAGACGGCUGCUCUGGACGCGGUACGUUGCUCUGCGCUUAAAAUCACUGCUCUCGGCACUGUGUUCAAAAUCGCUUGCGCUGCGGGCGUCCUCGCGGCGAUCAGCAGCUCCAGCGACUGAAAGGCGAGGGUGGCCCAGCGGCGCGGCGCGGGACGCGCACGCGGCACCAAUCGCCGAGCGAGCUACCACGGGUCGCGCGCGGCCGCUGAGCAUCUCUUGCACACGUGAGGAGGCCCAGCGCGCCGCUCGCCGCUCGCCGGCGGCACCCGAGACCGCUACGCUCCCCUGAGCAAGGCGGACACGGGCACGCUCGUCGAAGCACUCGUGACGCCGUCGACGCGACGCCGUCGACGCGGCACCACGCCAUCGAGACCACGCGCACGCGAGGCGCUCACCGUUCAUACCACGCAGGUCCGUGACGCGUCUUGAGCGACCAUGAAGCUCAACAUCGCCUGCCCGUCGACGGGCGCCCAGAAGUGGGUCGAGGUCGACGACGAGAAGAAGCUGCGCGCGUUGUACGACAACCGCAUCGGCGCCGAGGUCGAGGGCGAAGCAUUGGGCGAGGAGUUCAACGGUUAUGUCUUCCGUAUUUCUGGAGGCAACGACAAGCAGGGCUUCCCCAUGAAGCAGGGUGUGCUCUGCAACCACCGCGUCAAGCUCCUGUUGAGGGCGGGCGCGUCGUGCUACCGCCAGCGGAGGUCGGGCGAGCGCAAGCGCAAGUCGGUCCGAGGGUGUGUGGUUGGCCCGGACCUCGCCGUGCUCAACCUAGUAGUGGUCAAGCAGGGCGACGCCGAGAUCGAGGGCCUCACGGACACGCAGGUGCCGGUUAGGUUAGGCCCCAAGCGCGCGAACAAGAUUCGCAAGCUCUUCGCGCUGUCGAAGGAGGACGACGUGCGCAAGUACGUCAUCCGCCGCAAGUUCACGAAGAAGAACGGCAAGGAGGUGACCAAGGCGCCCAAAAUCCAGCGGCUCAUCACGCCGAUCAUGCUCCAGCGCAAGCGCGACAUGAAGCGCAAGAAGAUGGCCCAGGUGGCCAAGGUCAAGAAGGACGCGGAGGAGUACCACCGCGUCCAGACGCAGCACAUCCAGGCCGCGCGGGCCUCGCGGCGCUCGGCCGUGUCGAAGCGCCGGUCGUCGCGGCGCUCCAAGGCCGAGGCGACGGCGUAGGCGCGGGCUAACAAACUUAGAUCAA